Messenger RNA from Calliphora vicina (urban bluebottle blowfly), 1113 nucleotides. It is a transcript of the gene Ak3, whose product is annotated as Adenylate kinase 3. The record is from RefSeq and is a predicted model, not a curated record. Gene Ontology annotation, cellular component: cytoplasm; mitochondrion. Gene Ontology annotation, molecular function: ATP binding; AMP kinase activity. Lineage: Eukaryota; Metazoa; Arthropoda; Insecta; Diptera; Calliphoridae. The transcript has 2 exons. Gene Ontology annotation, biological process: nucleobase-containing compound metabolic process. The coding region runs from base 265 to 933 and encodes 222 amino acids.
UAGUACGUCUGGUGGUGGCAAUAUUGACAUUAAAAUUAAGUUUAAGCUUAUUUCCUUCUUUUUUUUUUGGCAAUAUUGCGUGUAAAGUUUAUUAUUGAAAAACGUUGUGUGUUUGUUCUAUCUAACUAUCCUUACAGCAAAAUAAACAAGUCAUAAAUUAGGUCUAAAAAAGUAACACGAACAGUCUACUUUUAAACAUUGCCAAAUUAACAUCUUGUAUUGUUAUUCGCUGGUCGAGUUUUCAAUACAUUUUACACACACAAUAUGUUAUCAAAAAUAUUUCGCGCUGUCAUUCUGGGAGCUCCGGCUUCGGGCAAAGGCACUAUAUCAAAGCGUAUUGUGGAUAAAUUUGGUUUUGCACACAUAUCACCGGGUGAUGUAUUGCGUUUGAACGUUAUCAAUAAUACUGAAUUGGGGAAAACCGCCAAAGUUUUCAUCGAUCAGGGUAAAUUGGUGCCCGAUGAUCUAAUCAUUAAAUGUGUUAUGAGCUGUUUAAAUGAAGUGGGUAAUAAAUCAUGGAUGUUAGAUGGUUUCCCGCGCACUGUUGUACAGGCUCAACGUUUAUCUGAAGUAGAACGUUUGGAUGCAGUCAUUAAUUUGGAAGUACCUCAUGAAGUUAUCAUAGAAAGAGUGAAAGGCAGAUGGAUACAUUUACCCUCGGGUCGUGUUUACAAUAUUGGUUUUAAUGAACCCAAAGUUCCCGGUAAAGACGAUGUAACGGGUGAAGAUUUAGUGCAGCGUGACGAUGAUAAGCCAGAAAUUGUAGCUCAACGUUUAAAGAUUUAUGAAGAGAUGAUGAAACCGGUUGUGGACUAUUAUGCAAAGCAUGAUUUGGUAACGAAUUUCAAGGGAAAGACAACUGCAGAAAUAUGGCCAAAGGUAGAAGAAUAUUUAAGUGAAAAAACCAAAGCUUUACAAGCUAGUCGAGUUUAAUUGUUUUAAACAUAUUAACAAAAAAAAAAACAUGAAAUGUUUGAAAUUUUAAAGCUCAAAUGCAAGUUCUAAAUUAUAUGAUAAUAAUAACUAACAUUUGAUAGUUUGCUUUUUUUUAUUUAUUAUUUCUUUUGCAAAUAUAUGUAGUAAUAAAAGUCUAUUUUAUGACUAAAAUGAUAA